Molecule: messenger RNA, 315 nt
Organism: Didymodactylos carnosus
Lineage: Eukaryota; Metazoa; Rotifera; Eurotatoria; Philodinida; Philodinidae
Source: the annotation of a GenBank genome assembly
AUGGCAAGGAACGAACACGAUCCAUCCCAUCACAGUCUCCGCAGAUCAGAGUUGUCCAGGGGAAAGCGUGCGAAAAAUUUUAUUCACGAUGCUACGAAAGUACUAUUUGUUCGUCAUCCAUUUAAUCGUUUAGCAUCCGCUUAUUAUGAUAAAAUAGCUACAUUGAGAAUUCCAUCAGUUCAAGAUGCAAGGAAUAUUCAUGUAUCCCUGUAUGGUGAUAUACGUCGAGCAAUAUGUCGAAAAUUUGCUCAACAAUAUUUAAGUAUAAGUGAGUUAACAUUUUACCAACAACAACAAACAAACUCAAAAGAAUAG